Messenger RNA from Helianthus annuus (common sunflower), 1467 nucleotides. RefSeq names its product protein FAR1-RELATED SEQUENCE 5-like. The transcript has 4 exons. The record is from RefSeq and is a predicted model, not a curated record. The coding region runs from base 1 to 1467 and encodes 488 amino acids. NCBI's taxonomy places the organism in Eukaryota, Viridiplantae, Streptophyta, Magnoliopsida, Asterales, Asteraceae.
AUGGAGUUUUGGGCCAUUGCACGCCUAUCUCAAGAUGAUAAAGGCAAAGUGUUGGCCAUUGUUGCUAUUGUGGGAAAGAAAGAAAUUGUCAUCACCUCUGAGAUUCUAACAAUCAAACUCCAACUUAGAGAUACUGGUGAUGAUGACAAAUUCUUAAAACUUGUGAUGGAUGUGGAAUUUAUUGAGCAGGGAUAUUAUGGUUCAACAAAAUAUGCCACUUAUGAGAAAAAGCAUUGCUCUGCUGGUCUGAAGUAUCUAUUUCACGCUAUCAUGCAUUGCUUGUCAGACAAAGUUGCUUCCUCAAGUGAAAGGUUUUGCCCCAAAACUGGAUUACCAUUUAUCAUUCCUGACGUUAGUAAAGAAAUAAAGCCCCAAAUGGACAUGAUAUUUACAAGCCUCGAUGAUUGUUAUUCAAUGUAUGUUACGUAUGCCAAGGCUUGUGGUUUUUUAGUCAGGAACGAGACUGCAAAGAUAAACGCCAAAGGUGAAAAACAUAUUAAGUAUUACAUGUGUAUGAGAGCUAGGGUAUAUAAGGACAAGAAGGUUGAUACGUUGGACCCCAAUCAAAAGGAACGUUUAGUGCGAUCCAACUUUUCAAAGAGGACUGAUUGUGGUGCACUGUUAUGUGUAAUUUUUGAGGUUGGAUCAUGGAAGGUCUAUAAGUUUGUCGAGGAGCACAACCAUGAUCUUGUUGAACGCCCUGAUAAGCAUUUUCUUCCAACUGAACGACACCUCACUCAGCUCCCGAAGCAUGUUAUACACAACAUGUCUAAGUUGAAUUUGGGUCCAGUUAAGGCGUUUAAUGUUAUGAAGACUUGUUUUGGCGGUUUUGAAGACGUCAGUGCAAGUAAAGUUGAAUUUAAGAACUACAAGAGGCAAAUUAACUUGUUUAUAGGGGAAUACGACGCCGAGAUGGUUGUGAGACAUUUGGAUGAAAAAAAAACAGCCCAGCCUAAUUUUUCGUACGAUUACUUCACAGAUGAAGACAAUCGUUUGAAGGGACUUUUUUGGUGUGACGAUCAAGCCAAACGUAAUUACCACGUGUUUGGUGAUGUGAUUUCGUUUGACGCCACAUACGCUAUGGUGUUUGUACCGUUCACUGGUAUAGACAAUGAUCACUGCAAUGUUACAUUUGGUGUUGCAUUAUUGGCGUCGGAAAUUGCUGAUACGUAUAUUUGGUUGUUGAGAGUUUUUCUAAAAGUUGUUGGUUCUCAACCAAAAGUUGUUGUCACUGACCAAGAUCCAGCAAUGAAGAAAGCUAUUUCUGCAUUAUUUGUUGACACGAGGCAUCGGUUAUGCAUGUGGGAAUCUUGGAUCCCUGCAUACUAUAGAAUGGAAGAGCUGUCGGGCCUUAUGCGAACGAUAUCGAGGACGGAGAGUGAGAAUCAUUUUUUUGGUCAAGUGUGCAAUUCAAAAGCUACUCUUGUUGAGUUCAUGACUCAUUAUGAAACUGCAAUAGAAGCAUAG